Messenger RNA from Boleophthalmus pectinirostris (great blue-spotted mudskipper), 1581 nucleotides. Its product is annotated as leucine-rich repeat, immunoglobulin-like domain and transmembrane domain-containing protein 2. The record is from RefSeq and is a predicted model, not a curated record. Gene Ontology annotation, molecular function: protein binding. NCBI's taxonomy places the organism in Eukaryota, Metazoa, Chordata, Actinopteri, Gobiiformes, Gobiidae.
CCCGGAUGCACGUGCGCGGACGACCACUUGGGAAGAUCUUUACAAUGUAUGGAAGCACCGAUGUCCCAAAUCCCGGACGACAUCCCGCACAACUUCACUAAAAUCCGAAUCGAAAACUGCCACUUAACCGAACUACCCGCCGGCUCCUUCUCCUCUGUCGGCGAUUUGGAGUUUUUGUGGCUGAACUUCAACGAAAUCACAUUAAUGAACAUAAAAAGUCUGGACGGUCUCGCCAACCUCACGGAGUUACGUUUACAAGGGAACAAGCUUACGACAAUUCCGUGGACGGCUUUCCAGGACACUCCGAAACUCAAAAUUUUGGAUUUAAAACAUAACAAGUUAGACGUUUUACCUGAACAUGCUCUGAGGUAUCUCCCAGGACUUACUUACUUGGACUUAUCCUUCAACAAUCUUAACAUAAUUUCCAAAGAUGUGUUCCUAAACUGGCCGUUGUACCAGAAAACGGAAAAAACAUGGAGCAAAGAAGGAAUCGUUUCGAAUGUGGUCCUAGCUUUGCACGACAAUCCAUGGAAAUGCGAUUGCAGAUUAAAAGGUUUCGUUGAAUUUAUCCGAACGGUCAACCCGCCCAUAAUUUUGAUGAACUCGUACCUGAUGUGCCAAAGCCCCAAGUCGAAAGUCGGCAGGUUUUUCCACGAAAUCCAGCUGAAAACGUGCUUGAAACCGAACGCCAGCUCUCCGGAUGCAAACGUCACUUUACCUCUGGGAUCGAACGCGACGUUGACGUGUUUAGUGAAAGCCAGACCAGAGCCGAGCAUCCAGUGGACCUACAACCUGAAGAUGAUACGAGGAUUCACUGCCAUGGAAACCCAAAUUGACGAGGACACCUUCAGCUCUCACCUGCUCAUCCCGUCCUUACAUUUGGCGGACCGCGGACUCUACACGUGCUCCGCCAACAACUUCAUCGGAAACUCCUCCGCGAGCGUCCUGGUCGCCAUCAACAACCCCAACUCCUCCCCGUCCUCCCCGCUCCCGCCGCCCGUCCCCAUCUUAUCCUCCGACGAAAACCCUUACGUCGACAUCCGCAUCGCCAAACAAACCGUCUACGGGAUCACGCUGGAGUGGUUCGCCGCGACGGAAAACCCGACGGAAACCUGGUACACGAUCCACUUCGGAAAAUACGACUCGCCGAAAAGAAUGACGUACAUCGGGCCGGGAAUCAACUCUUACUCCGUCGAGAAUCUGCUUCCCGUCACGAAAUACGAAGUUUGCGUCGCCUUGAAGAACCACCCGCCGCGAGAAGGUCAGUGCGUCGUUUUCGUAACCGGGAACGACGUGAGCGAAAUGGAGCAAAGGGAGAGGCUGAUCCACAUCAUCGUUUUGGUUUGCGCGAUGGUUUUGGCGGUGCCGGCCGGGAUGUACGCGUGCACGACGGAGACGAGGGCCGGGUGCGCUGGGAAGUGUCUGCGGUUUUUGAAAAGGAGGAAGAGACACGGGGACAUGCAGGAGAUGGAGCGACAGGGGACGUUCGACAGUCUCCAGGCGGCGAGCAGCGAGACGCUUUGUAGAGACGAAAGACCCAAGGACACGGCCAGAGGAGGAAGCGCCGCUCAACUGUACUGA